GGAAAAGUGUUCGGAAGUACUCUGAUGCAGUGAUGAAAUGUAUCUAUUGUUUCCAUGUUUGCCGGCAUGUGAUUGUAAAAUAUUUAUUUUCGCUAUUUACAUAAAGUCAGUGAGCCUUUCAUAUCUAAACAUGUAUAAUUCAAACUCGAGUUCAAUACAAUCCUCUUUGAACUACGAAGUGGUAAAAAUGCGAAGGUGAACUAAGCACCAGCCGGGGUCAUGAUUUAGUGUGGACAAAAAAUGAUAACGCUGAGGCUCCAGACAAUUUGAAUUUCAAAUUCCCCUUUUUUCGUUGUCUCCUUCGAAGCGAACUCAACAGGCCCCAGCUCCGCCAAAUUCGCGUCGACCUAGUUCGGUCACUUCCACUCUCCGCCAAGCGCUCGAGUGUAUGACCAGCCGUACAAUGACGUCUUCUGCGAAGCGGCCACCGCGUUUCACCGAGAUGGUUCGCCGUGACCAUGGAGGAUGUUAACGACGCGAACCAGUUCGAAUCCGUGCAAGUUUCGCGCCGCACGUGUAUGGAAAAACGCGACUUUUCAAUUAGAUCCCCGAACCCCACCCAAGGAAACCGUACGAGUUCCGUAAAUAGAGUGUAGUGACUUCAGCAUUGCGUAAAUGAAGACAACCACGCGAAAAAUAAAUCGGCUCGGUUGGGUGCCUCUUGCAGUCAGCGUCUGCGGUCCAAGGCCGGUGCCAGAGAAACUGCCCAGUGCCCAUCUUGGUAUCUACCUGUGCUCAGGUGCAAGCAACAUGAUACAGACUCUCACUCCGGCUACCAACGACUCUCUCUUCAACUCCGAACUGUGAUAGUGUGUGUGCAAAUGCUGAUAAAACGAUAACACGAAGUCGCACCCGCCCCAGUGGACUUGGCAAUGUAUAAAUCAGCGAUGCGAGAGGCGGCAUAUAAAAGGGGCCAUCCCUGUAGUGUCAUUAUCGACAUGCAGCAUGUUGUGCGGCUCGACGCAGCUCUGGCCCCAACCCACCGGACCUGUAACUCUCGCCAGCAGGGCUGUCACAUUCAACCAUCAACAAUUAGAGCUCGAAACGGACACUCCCGAACCCGCUAGAACACUUUUAGAGCAUUCUUUCGUGGCCUUCAAUACUAACAUUAUCAGUCUAGUCCAAAACAAAGAUUACGUAGAACGAGACACCGACAUUAGAAGAUUUCUAAUCAAAGUCACAAUUUUGCACCCGAAUAUCGUAAAACUAAAGCUGGAUACGAGCGAAGGGUAUACGUUGAGUGUGAAGCCACGGGACGGCGAAAUUGUGGCCAAUAUCACGGCGAAAACUUUUUUCGGGGCCAGGCACGGGCUCGAGACUUUGUCCCAGUUGAUUUGGUGGGACGAUUAUGAAACCAAGGGGGCGCUUAAGGUACUUAAAGGGGCCACGGUCCAGGAUAAUCCCAUUUUUCCCUACCGUGGGAUUAUGCUGGAUACGGCGAGGAAUUACAUGAGUGUUGAGAGUAUUCGACGAGUGUUGGACGGAAUGGCCGCGAAUAAACUCAAUGUCUUCCACUGGCACCUCACCGACUCCCAGAGUUUUCCUUUGGUGUCACAAAGAGUGCCUCAGUUGGCCAAAAACGGUGCCUACGGACCCGACAUGAUCUACACGCCGGAAGACGUCAAGGCUUUGGUCGAAUAUGCUCGAAUCAGAGGCAUCCGAGUGGUGCUUGAAGUGGAUACACCGGCCCACGCCGGCAAUGGUUGGAACUGGGGCCCCCAGGAAGGUCUAGGCGAACUAGCAGUGUGUGUCAACGAGCGCCCCUGGAGCCUGUACUGCGGGGAGCCCCCAUGUGGCCAACUCAACCCCGACAACCCCAACGUUUACGAAAUCCUCGAGAAACUGUACAAAGACUUGUUAGAAUUAAGUGACGAAACGGAGCUCUUCCAUUUGGGAGGAGACGAGGUGAAUUUGGAGUGUUGGGCCCAACACUUGCAAAAAACCACGACUUUCAUGAACUACACCGACUUGCACGACCUUUGGGGCGAGUUCACCCUCAAGGCGUUAAAACGGUUGGAACGGGCCAAUAACGGGGUAAAGAUCCCGCUUGUGAUAAUCUGGUCCAGCAAUCUCAGCAAGAGACCCUACAUUUACAAAUAUUUAGAUAAGAAAAACGUCGUGGUGCAGAGUUGGGGGGCGAGCCAGUGGCCGGACACCCCCGACCUCAUCAGCGACGGCUACCGGGUGAUCAUCUCGCACGUGGACGCGUGGUACCUCGACUGCGGUUUCGGGCGGUGGCGUGAGACGGGGGAGGCGGCGUGUGACCCGUACCGGCCGUGGCAGACCGUCUACAACCACCGGCCGUGGCAGCAACUGCACCUCAACAAGAAGCAGAUCCUGGGGGGCGAGGCCUGUCUCUGGAGCGAGCAGUUCGACGAGACGUCGCUCGAUACGAGGCUGUGGCCGAGGGCGGCCGCCUUCGCCGAAAGGGUGUGGAGCGACCCGCAGCUGGAUGUGACCUCGUUUACCAUCCAGGAGGACGUCUACACGAGGUUGAACACGCAUAGGGACCGGUUGGUGGCCCGGGGGCUGGGGGCGGAGGCCAUGUGGCCGGUGUGGUGUGCGCAAAAUCCCGGUAUGUGCCUUUGACGGGGGACCAAAGGACUGUUUAUGUGCCAAUGUGUGACUGAAGGACGCUCUUGCCGAGUACUUACAGCCAAAGGUUCGAUUCGUCAGUACAAUUAGGGUUAAGUGGAUCAGCAAGUGCUUAUUUAUUGAAUAAAAAUUUUAAGUAAA
Molecule: messenger RNA, 2736 nt
Organism: Tribolium castaneum (red flour beetle)
Lineage: Eukaryota; Metazoa; Arthropoda; Insecta; Coleoptera; Tenebrionidae
Gene: Fdl
Product: fused lobes
Exons: 2
Coding region: 946-2589 (547 amino acids)
Biological process (GO): ganglioside catabolic process; glycosaminoglycan metabolic process; protein deglycosylation
Cellular component (GO): lysosome; plasma membrane
Molecular function (GO): beta-N-acetylglucosaminidase activity
Source: RefSeq, a predicted model, not a curated record